AUGGCGAAGAAGUUCGACCCCAAUGAAAUCAAAUAUAUCUACCUCCGCCAGACUGGCGGUGAGGUCGGUGCCUCUUCAGUCCUGGCACCUAAGCUUGGUCCCCUUGGUAUGGCUCCCAAGAAGGUGGGUGAUGACAUUGCAAAGGCCACAAUGUCGUGGAAGGGCAUGAAAGUGACGGUGUGCCUGAAGGUUCAAAACCGCCAGGCCACCGUCGAAGUUGUUCCCACUGCCUCCUCUUUGAUCAUCAAAGAGCUCAAGGAGCCCCCAAGAGACAGAAAGAAAACAAAGAAUAUCAAGCACAACGGAAACCUCUCCCUCCAGCAGCUCUUUCAGAUCGCGCGUACCAUGCGCCCCAAGUCGCUUGCGCACGAGUUUUCCGGAACUGUCAAGGAGAUUGUUGGAACGUGCCACUCGAUCGGCUGCACCAUUGACGGAUCGCACCCCAGUGAAAUGCAAGAGCGAAUUGACUCCGGGGAGAUCGAUAUCCCCUCGGCAUAA
Messenger RNA from Cyclospora cayetanensis, 498 nucleotides. RefSeq names its product 60S ribosomal protein L12. NCBI's taxonomy places the organism in Eukaryota, Apicomplexa, Conoidasida, Eucoccidiorida, Eimeriidae. Gene Ontology annotation, biological process: translation. Gene Ontology annotation, molecular function: large ribosomal subunit rRNA binding; structural constituent of ribosome. Gene Ontology annotation, cellular component: cytosolic large ribosomal subunit; ribosome. Bases 1 to 498 code for a protein of 165 amino acids. The transcript is spliced from 4 exons. The record is from RefSeq and is a predicted model, not a curated record.